AUGAAAGCCGGUGGUGGAGUGGUGUUUGUAGUUCCACGCGCCGCCUUGAUUCCCGAAGCUCUCUUCAGGCGCCGACGAAUCUCUAUCCGGUGCUACUCUUCAUCUUUUCCUGCCUCACGGCCGCCGGAGCAUUUGAAUCAUCUUCUUAAAGUGCUUCAGCUUAGAGGCGAACAAAUUAUUUCUCCUGGAGCCAAGCAAGGGUUGCUUCCUCUUGUUGUCCCUCCAUCCAAGAAUAAUUCAGGUUCAGUAACUGCAUUGUUAAGAUGGCCAACUGCUUCCACUGGGAUGGAGAUGUCCGUAGUAGAGGUUCGCAAGUAUGGAGUGUGGCUUUUAUCUAAGAAUGUGGGCUUGUUUCCAGACAUACUAGAACGCAAAGUUAAGCAGCAUUUUGACAAAGGAGACCAUGUUUCAGCUAUGGUGACCGGGGAAUUCUACACUAAGAGGGAGCACUUUCCGGGAUUUGGGCGUCCCUUUGUCUUCAACGCAGAAGUUUUGUUGAAGGUUGGACGAAAUGGAGAAGCCAAAGAUUCUGCGAGGGUGGCUUUGAAAUCACCUUGGUGGACAUUCGGAUGUGAGUAUCAAGAAGUUGCUGGUAUGGCUCAAUGGGAGGACGAACAAAUUGAGUUCAUUAAAGAGAAAGUGACUGAUGAGGGAAGGCAAGAAGAUUUGAAAAAAGAAAAAGAACCUGCGCAGAUUUCACUGGACGAAGCUAUUUUUUUAUUGGAUUUAGCUUCUGUUGAAGGGACAUGGGAUGCAUGCGUAGAGAAGGUUGCUGGCUGUUUCUGCGAGGCUGGACUUCAUGAUAUUGCAAAAUUUGUUCUUUACCGAGACUAA
Messenger RNA from Striga hermonthica, 834 nucleotides. Lineage: Eukaryota; Viridiplantae; Streptophyta; Magnoliopsida; Lamiales; Orobanchaceae. The record is from the annotation of a GenBank genome assembly.